Messenger RNA from Anopheles marshallii, 804 nucleotides. RefSeq names its product collagenase-like. Lineage: Eukaryota; Metazoa; Arthropoda; Insecta; Diptera; Culicidae. Gene Ontology annotation, molecular function: serine-type endopeptidase activity. Gene Ontology annotation, biological process: proteolysis. The transcript is spliced from 2 exons. The record is from RefSeq and is a predicted model, not a curated record. The coding region runs from base 1 to 804 and encodes 267 amino acids.
AUGAAAUCCCUGUUCGUGUUUGCCCUGCUGUUGGUCGCGGUGGCGGCUUAUGCGCCGCGCGACAAGCGUGUGGUGGGCAGCGACCUUGCCACCCUCGGGCAGUUCCCAUACACGGUCGGUUUGAUCACGCGCAUCAACAUUCUGCUGACGGGACAGUGCGCCGGUUCGUUGGUGUCGGCUAACUUCAUCCUUACUGCCGGCCGUUGUGUAUCUGGUAUUCAGAGUGCCGUUGCCGUGCUUGGUGGUUUGCGCAUCAACGAUGCUAGCGAGGCUGGCACCCUGCGUGUCACCGUGACUGACUUCAUCGUUCACCCGCAGUACGAAACUGAGCCGGACAUCUUCGACGUUGCGCUGGUGCGUCUGCCGCUUCCGGUUCCAAUUAGCGACCGUGUUCGCCCCGUGCGUCUACCGAAUCUGCGUCAGGUCGAGGCGACGUUUGUUGGACAGCAGGCUACUGUUACUGGCUGGGGUCGUUUCGGUGAGGGUACUACCAACUCGGAAGAGCUUCGUUUCGGACGUUCGCAGAUCAUCUCGACGCUUGCCUGCCGCAUCAGUCUGCCAACGAACACGAUCGUCGAUGAGCACGUGUGCACGGACGGAGCGAACAGUUCACCCUGCCAGGGUGAGUUCGGUGCCCCGUUGACCAUCGUCGAUGCCGACGGUAUCACCACGCAGAUCGGUGUGUUCUCGUUCAUUUCGAUUCUGGGCUGCGAGUCGGGCCGUGCUGCCGUGCAUACGCGCAUGUCGUCCUAUCUGACCUGGAUCGGUCAGAACUCGGAUGUCGAGAUCCGUGAUAACUUCUAA